Anarrhichthys ocellatus (wolf-eel) is the source of this 5009-nucleotide messenger RNA. RefSeq names its product SH3-binding domain protein 5-like, b (gene sh3bp5lb). The transcript is spliced from 7 exons. Gene Ontology annotation, biological process: intracellular signal transduction. The coding region runs from base 2711 to 4099 and encodes 462 amino acids. Gene Ontology annotation, molecular function: protein kinase inhibitor activity. Gene Ontology annotation, cellular component: cytoplasm. The record is from RefSeq and is a predicted model, not a curated record. NCBI's taxonomy places the organism in Eukaryota, Metazoa, Chordata, Actinopteri, Perciformes, Anarhichadidae.
GGGGGCAGUUUUAUGACCACACACGUAUGUUAGCCAGUUUAAACUCAGUGGUGCGAACCUGGAAGCUAACUAUUUAUUCUUCAAAGGAAAGCUGCUGAGCACAGGCCAUACAUAAGUCCAUUAUGGAGAUAUUAUGAGAGAUUAUGGAGAAAAUAGGCAUGCAGAACAUAGAUCCCAUUUAGACAAGAGUUGACCAGAUGCACCUGUUCCACCAGAGUGUUCGGUCACACAGAGCUCAUUUGUGAAUAGUGCGUGUGUGUGUAAUUUUACAACAAAGUGGAAAUACAUACUAAUAAGUUGUGUUGGGCCUGAUCAUAAGCUACUAUAAUAUUACAUACAAUGUUAUCAAUCCUAACAUGUAUACAGGAGGUAUAAAAUACCUCCACAGUACCCUGUGGAGUCUUUGACCACUAGUAGCACUGUGGAACAACGUGGGUCCCCCAUUUCAUUAGUAUUGAGCACGUGGACCAGUACUCAUUAACCCGUUGGUACAAACUCAAUUCCUUUCCUGGCCUCCUCUCCUGACGUCUAAGUCACGCCCACAAGAGAUGCGAGCGGAGGAGGCAAGGAAGAGAUGUGAGGAGAGAGGAGUCGAGGCAACAAGCAUUUAACAAAUGAGACAUUUAUGACACAUGGCACAGCUGCAUCAUUGUUUUAUUAUACAGCUGUUGCCUUUAGGUGAACUCACAACAUGUUUUCUUAUUUUGGUUAAGCAGUAUCUUCCUUCUGGCCCCUCCACUCUCUGGUCUCUUAGUUGUCUCUCUGAUUAAUGUCCCUGAGUAUUGGUCCUCUGUUGGCAGGUUUGUUGUGGUGUCAUAUUCUAUCCAUUUUGUAACGAUGGAUUCAAUGGUGCUCCGUCAGAUCACACACAUUGGUUGCACCAGAUCUCAUUUAGGGGUUUCAUAGCAAAGGGUACAUAUUCACAUUUGUUGUUGAAAACCCAGAAGGCUACUGUAGUCAACCAAUAUCUGAGCUAAGUAUCUGACCAAUAUAAUUGUGAUUCCUGUUUGUAGUUUUUGUAUCCGAGGAUUCCCGUUAACUUCAAACCACAAUAAGAACCAUAAGCGGCAACCAUAAGCAUAGAGCUGAAACCCAAACUAAAUGGGUUCUGGUUCCUGGGAAGUUGGAGGCCAAUGGCUUUCUAGAAACAGAACUUAGUUGAGUCCACAAGGAGCCUCAAAUUGACUUCCUGUGGACUUUCAAAGAGACCCCUUAGGGAGCAGACUUCACUCACAUCUGUUGUUGCUUUUUCAUUUUUGAUGUACAGUCAAUAAGUAUUUUGACCGUGACACCAUUUUUCUAAUUUUGGUUCUUUACACGACUGUAAUGGAUUUCAAAUGAAGCAGUCCAUAUGUGGUUGAAGUGUACACUCUCAGCCGUGAUGUAACAAAACUAUCACAUUACUGUUUAGGAGUUACAGCCAUUUUUACAUUUUUCAGUGGCUCAAAAGUAAUUAGACAAUUGUCUGAAAAACAAUUCAAAACAGUCCAAAUACUUAUGGCCCUGACUGUGUAAGUUUAUCAUAAGUUUUAUAUUCCAUAAUAAAGGCCUAAUAAAUACCAUGAACUCCAACACAAUGUGUUCAUUGAGGGGUUGAUGUGAAUAUAAUACUAGCGGUGUUUUACUCUUUAUAUCAACCAUCAAAAUGCAGCUCUGACAAAAUACUUUGAGAUGGUUACAAGGUCCAGACCUCGCAUUCAUAGUUGUAUGAGGAGGCAGAGGUCUUAGUAGUGGCAUGUAUGCGCAGUAGUGAACCUGUGAAUGUCAGGACGACAGCAGGACAUUAUGACAUCACCAGUAGUUUUUAGCCAAAUAUGGUCCAAUAUGCGGCCUAUGUGUGAAAGCCUCCAGUUUUUAUUAAUUAUGGAUGUUUCUAUGAAGUAGGAGACAUGGGUCCAGUUGUUAGACUUAUGAAAUUAACAAGAUUUACAUAUUUAUAGAUUCUGGAUUUUUCAGAUAGGUAGGAUUAGUUAUGCAUUUAAUAAUUUACAAGUAGUUUCUUAAACUUUGUAUGAAAGAUACUAAAGGAUAAAUAGCAUGACUGAGUGAGUAAUUAAGUGACAUCACUUGGCAGUUUUAUUUCAGUCUUCCUGACCGGUGCUUUAGCACUGGAUAUCUAUCUCGCAUGUGGAGUUGCUAUGCCAAUAAAGUCUGUGAUCAUGCUCUAACCUAACCUCAUCAUGCAUUCCUUCCUUAUAUCUUCUCACAAUUGAGGAAACUGAUAGCAUGUCAAUUUGGCUUGUUUUUCGUACACCUGAGGCUAUUCAGUGUAUUUUUGAAUUUCGAAGGAGGGUGGGGGUUGUAGAUUCUGAAUGGCCGAUGUUCUCCGAUCAGUGGUUUGUGUCAAAAGAUCUCAAGGAUGCCUAUUUUCAGGAGCCUAUUCCACCAUGCCACAGGCAGUUCCUGAGGUUUGCCGUUUGAGGACAGGCUUACCAAUUAACAGUGAUGCCAUUAGGUCUCUCACUGGUCUCACACCAUGCAUAUUUCCAAUGUUUCCUAUCUUACCAUACCUGGAUGAUUUACUUUUUCCCCAACUGUGGAGCAGGCGGUCAGAGAAACAACUAUGCUCUUGGUCAUGUGAGCCAGCUGGGCCUUACCCUGAACUAAAAAAAGAGGAAUAAACCCGGAUAGAAGUUUUUAGAGUUUCAGCAGUUGUUCAGUGGCCGGGAGGCUAGCGCAGCAAAAACGGCAACCGACCUACAGGCCGCCAAUGGAGCCAGAGACGUCGCGUGAAAUCCCGAACGGCUCGGGGUUCCCCAAACCGGCCGCUCCACGGGAGGAGACCCCGGGGGAAGAAGCGAAAGGCGGAGAGUGGAGCACCGUCAUGUUGAAGCGGAAAGGAGGGGACGAAGAGGAGGUGAAAGCGCCAUGUGAGGAUGAAGCAGAGAACCCGGGGGAAACCAAAGGGGAAGAGGAUGCCGGCAAACACGAGGAAGAGUUGGACCCAAGAAUUCAGGAGGAGCUGGAGCAGCUCAACCAGGCCAGCGACGAGAUCAACAAGCUCGAGCUGCAGCUGGAUGAUGCCAGGUCCAGCUACAGGAGGAUCCUCACUGACUCAGCGAGGAAGCUCAAUGCUCAGGGCUCCCAGCUCGGUGCAUGCAUUGAGAAAGCAAGGCCCUACUAUGAAGCUCGCAGACUUGCCAAAGAGGCCCAACAGGAGACCCAGAAGGCAGCUCUGAGAUAUGAGAGGGCCGUGUCCAUGCACACUGCUGCCAGAGAGAUGGUGUAUGUGGCAGAGCAGGGCCUCUUGGCUGACAGGAACACCAUGGACCCAACCUGGCAGGAGAUGCUGAACCAUGCCACCGCUAAGGUGAACGAGGCGGAGGAGGAGCGCCUCCGCAGUGAGCGGGAGCACCAGCGAGUCACACAGCUCUGCCAGGAAGCCGAGGCUCGAGUCCAGACCCUCCAGAAAGCCCUAAAGAAGGUCAUCCUCAAAUCCAAGCCGUACUUUGAACUCAAGGCUCAAUUCAAUCACAUUCUGGAGGAACAUAAGGCUAGAGUAGUACAGCUGGAGGAGCGGGUGGCGAAGGUAAAGACACGUUACUCUGUGGCCCUGCGGAACUUGGAGCAGAUCAGCGAGCAGAUCCACGCACAGAGGGGACAAAUAAGGGCCAGCAGGGGGCGUCCUGCAGUCUGCGGGGGGCGGAGCUCCCCUGUAGGUGCUGAGGCUGAGGUCAGAGCCACCGUUGGGAUUCGCAUCGGGAGUUGCAUCGGGAGUAGCUCUGCGGGAAUCAGCGUAGUAGAGAGCAACUGGGCGGACGGAGAGAAAACCAGGCUGUGGGUGGAGAGGCACAGAGAGAGUGGCUGGGGCCAGAGGGAGCGGCUGGAGGCGGAGCAGGCCGGCUCAGACUGCAUGUCAGUCAUCAGCCUGCAGACCAUCGCCUCUGACCUGCAGAAGUGUGACUCGGUGGAACACCUGGGAGACAUGAGCGACGCUGGGAGUGUUCUUGGUGAGGAGUGGGACCGCGGCAGGAAGCCUAACCAGGAGCCAGUCAGCAGGGAGGAAGUGACCAAGGAGGCCCCGCAGGAGAAGGGAGGGGUUACUAAAGAAAAGCAGGAGAGCUUCAUCAAGCAGCAUCACAGAAGUGUUAGUCUAUGAUAGUCAGGAGGAAGCAGGUGACUGAUGAGGAGUGAGGAUCAUGGUGAUGGCUUAUGAUGAGGGAUCAGAGAGGACAUUAGAGGGGAAUCAAAAAACACUCUGACAGAGGUAGACGAGCUGGAAGGGACGUGAAAUGGAGUUGCUGACACUGAUUGACAGCACCGCCCGGACACUGCAGUUAGCAGGUACAUGGGCCACAGUCCUGAGUCUCUACCUGACAGCAAUAAACAGAGAGAGCCGUCCUGCAGAGAGCACUGACCUCCAUUCACUCUUGUUCUGUGCAGUGUCUCAUCAGGUCUGUUGCUCCACACGCUGAAGCGUGAACCAAAUUGCAUGAAACCAACAGCAGGGUGAAGAAAACUAAAAGUUUUGUGUUGACAUGGUGUCAACUUGUGUUUGGCUUCAGUGGUGGACAAAUGUGCCUCCUGUUCAAAGCGGUACUCCAGUUUGUUAUUACAUUCGUUUUAUUGGAACUUUGGCCAUCAGUUAUAAUAACACUGGAUUUAUGGGAACACUUCAUGGCUUUGGAUUCUGAACCGUGUCCUUUUUCAUUGCACUUCCUGCAGGCCUGCAUGUCACUGUUCACCUUUGCCUUCUCUUCCAAAUAAGUCUGGCUAACGUGAGCUGUUCAUCUGAUGUCUUGUGUUCCCUGAUCCAACUACUUUUUAGUGAUGAUCCCAAAUUUCAGCAAUCAACUGUAAAUAAUGAUGGCCAAAACUAGAAAAAUGACAUAUAGCAGUAUAAUAAUACGAUAAAGUAAGACCCCUAUGAGCAUCGUCUUGAUAAACCCUACAAAUGGAAUAAAAAGGUGCUGGUCUCAUCUUCUAUCACAAGACAUGUAUUUUUAUUUAAAGAUAUAAUAUGCAACAAUUUCCUAAAAAACAAAUGUAUGGAAUGAUACAAAAAUAUU